UGAGUUGAAGGCGGCCAAGAAGCUGAAGCUGGGAUUGUCGAUGGACCGCAGGCCCCAAUCCAGGAGCUGAUUACUGAUUACUGAUUACUGAUUAGAGAUUGCUAUUAAUUUCAUUACAAAACCACUAAUUUAAACAACAAGGGCGAUCCUGUAAUUUCUCGAGCUCGCUUUCAGACACUUAAACCCUAAAACCACCUGAAAUUUUUGGUGUUCAGCGGUUUUAUACAAAAUUACCCAUAACACACUUUGUAACGAUUACGUGGAGUAUCAUUCGACAUGCAGAUUCCUGUAAGAAAACUGUCGCAGAGAAUUUCUUUUCUCAAACAGGCUGUUAAACGUUGUACAUAUUGUACGAUAAAAGUUGUUGAUAUUGGACAACCAAGUCCUGCAUCUCAUCCACAGUUAUUGAAAGGAGGGGAGCUUACGCCAGGUACAAGUUCUGAAGAAUAUGUUUUGAGGAGGAAAAAUUUCUUGGAGCUUCUUCCAGAGAAGGGCUUGGCUAUCAUUGCAGCUGCCCCUGUAAAGAUGAUGACGGGUGUCGUGCCUUACACAUUUCGACAAGAUGCCGAUUAUUUGUACAUCACUGGCUGCCAACAAGCUGGUGGUCUGGCUGUUCUAGGCCAUGAGUGUGGUUUCUGCAUGUUCAUGCCCGAAGCAAAUUCUCAUGAUGUUAUUUGGGAAGGGAAAACUGCUGGAGUUGAUGAGGCUUUGGAAAUAUUCAAGGCCGAGAGAGCAUAUCCAAAGCGCAAAUUGAGGGAGAUUCUGCCAGAUAUGAUGAAGAGCUCGUCCACAUUGUUCCACAAUGUGCGUACAGCCAUACCGGCAUAUAUGGAUUUGGAGCCCUUCCAAAAAGCAGCUUACCAUGGCAAGGUUAAAGAUGUUUCAGAUAUUACUCACGAGUUGCGAUUGAUUAAGUCUCCUGCAGAACUUAAGUUAAUGAGAGAAUCCGCCGCAAUUGGUUGCCAGGCGCUUUUGCAGACAAUGCUUCACUCAAAGACGUAUCCUUAUGAGGCUAUUCUAUCAGCAAAAGUUGAAUACGAAUGCAAAAUUAGAGGUGCUCAGAGAAUGGCGUUUAACCCAGUGGUUGGUGGUGGGUCCAAUGGAAGUGUUGUACAUUAUUCUCGAAAUGAUCAGAAAAUUAAAGAUGGGGAUCUUGUUUUGAUGGAUAUUGGAUGUGAGUUGCACGGUUAUGUUAGUGAUCUUACUCGAACAUGGCCACCCUGUGGUAGCUUUUCUUCUCCUCAAGAGGACCUUUAUGAGCUGAUUCUGCAAACGAACAAGGAAUCUUUGAAGCUCUGCAAACCUGGUGCUAGUAUUCAACAAAUACACAACUAUUCGGUUGCAAUGCUGCGCAAAGGACUCAAUGAGAUUGGAAUCUUGAAAAGUGAAGCAAGCCAUUCUUAUCAUCAGCUGAAUCCAACUUCUAUAGGUCAUUAUCUAGGAAUGGAUGUCCAUGAUUGUUCAACAGUCAGAUAUAACCGUCCUUUGAAGCCAGGUGAUAACGAUUGAACCGGGAAUCUAUAUCCCAUCUUCUUUUGAUGGUCCAGAGAG
Morus notabilis is the source of this 1551-nucleotide messenger RNA. RefSeq names its product intermediate cleaving peptidase 55, mitochondrial. Bases 277 to 1509 code for a protein of 410 amino acids. Gene Ontology annotation, molecular function: manganese ion binding; metalloaminopeptidase activity. The transcript is spliced from 12 exons. Lineage: Eukaryota; Viridiplantae; Streptophyta; Magnoliopsida; Rosales; Moraceae. The record is from RefSeq and is a predicted model, not a curated record. Gene Ontology annotation, cellular component: mitochondrion.